GAGGCUACCCUGGGGAGCGCGGCCCCGCGGGGGGCGGCAGGUGUCCCCGACGGGGUGGGGGGAGUCUGGCUCCCCAUCCCCCCCGAUCUCCUCCUCCCAGCGCGUUCAUCCUCCAGGGUCCCUGCCCAGCCCCGCAAGGCCGGUCCCCCGCGCCCUUCUCCGGCCCCCGCUCCGUCCUCCCCGGCUUCCCACAUCCACCUGCACCCCUUUCCGGGUCCCGCAGCCCCCCGCUCCCCUUGUACCCCUCCCCGCAGCACACUACACUCCGCCUGCCUCGCUACAGCGCCCCCUGGCUCCCUGCACCCCCUUCCCUGGCUCCCCGCAGCCCCUCCGUCGUUCCUUUCCUGAUGGUGGUUUUGCUCAUUUAUUUUUGAGACGCAGACCGUGUUUCCCGUCUCCUCUGCGCUUGGGUCACCGGGAGUGUCACCGCCCCACACCCUCCUCGGGGUCCCUUCACGGCGACCUCCAAGCGCUAGGCAGCCCCUCCUGCACCAGCGCUACAGACUGCCUCACUCCCACAGAGAGCUAGGGCCCAGUCCCUGCUUGCUGGCAGCAAUUCCCUCAACCCUGGCUCCUGAGAACCCAAACGCUGCAUGACUGAUGGAUCCAGUGCAGAAGGCGGUGAUUAACCACACCUUCGGGGCGCCCCUCAGCAAGGCCCGGCGCCCCGUCAUCUCCUGCAACGUCUGCCAGAUCCGCUUCAACUCGGAGAGCCAGGCCGAGGCGCACUACAAGGGGAACCGACACGCCCGGCGCGUCAAGGGCAUGGAGGCGGCCAAGACGCGGCAGAAGGAGUCGGGGCCCCGCGAGGGUGACAAGCCGGGGCCCGUGGGCAGCCCCAUGUCCAGCGUCAGCGAGAGCGACUCGGACAAGCCAGCCGAGCAGCAGAAUGGGCUGGGAGUGACAGUGCCCUCGGCACCCGCCUCACCCUUCAAGCCACCCUACCUGGCAUCUCCGGUCCCAGCCGUGCCACCCUACCAGGCCUCCUUUGCCGAAGCGAGCCAGGAGCCCAGAGGCACGCUGGCCAUGGGGGACGUGGCAUCAGCGCCCGCUGGCACCUCUGUGCCCAGCAGCAAUGGCAGUGCGGGGCCAGGGGCGGCCUCCAAGUCAGACGAGGAGAAGGCCAAGAAGCUGCUGUACUGCGCCCUCUGCAAGGUGGCCGUGAACUCCCUGUCGCAGCUGGAGGCCCACAACAAAGGUACCAAGCACAAAACCAUCCUGGAGGCGCGCAGCGGGCUGGGACCCAUCAAGGCAUACCCACGGCUGGGCCCCACGGCCAGCGGGGAGCCAGGCAGCCAGGACCCCAAUGCUCAGGAGCGCACCUUCCACUGUGAGAUCUGCAAUGUCAAGGUCAACUCGGAGAUCCAGCUCAAACAGCACAUUUCCAGCCGGAGACACCGGGAUGGGGUAGCCGGGAAGCCCAACCCCCUGCUGAGCCGGCACAAGAAGCAGCGCAGCUCAGCCGAGCUGGGGGGCCCCCUGGCCUUCCCCAAGGACCUGCCCAAGUCGCUGGCGGCCGGACUCCUGCCCAGCCCCUUGGCCAUGGCAGCAGCGAUGGCAGCCGCGGCCUCCGCCCCCCUGACGCUGCGCCCAACGCCCCCACUCCUGCAGGGGCCCCCCCUAACGCACCCACUGCUGCGUCCAGCCCCGGGGCCCAUCAGAACUGCUCACGGGCCCAUCCUCUUCUCGCCGUACUGACGCCCGCUGCUGUGCCCCUCGACGCCCACCUCUGCUGGACCCGCCCGGCGCCCACCCGAGCUCCCGGGAGCUUGGCGGGGGCUGGGUGGGGCUUGGGGCCUUUCGUUUGUGGCUUUUUAACUGGAAUUCGGAUCCUUUUUCCCCAGAAGAAAAGGGACAAGCCCAUCCCCCGUCCGCCCCCCAGCUCCGUCCCCCCAGGACCAGCCAACUCUGCACAAGUGCUGGGCCCCCCGGGGAAGCGGCCGAGGGGACCCCCACAGCCCCCUUCAUUGCUCUUUUCUCCCUGGUACCAAGGGUGGGGGGGAUCUGAAUCUUGGGAGAAGGACUGGGGAAGGGAGAAGCCCCCCCAUCGGACUCCAUGGAGUGUCAGGUUGGGGGGCGACCCCAGAUCGGGGGGAGGGUCCCCCGGUACCUCAGGGAACUGAUCGCAAGCAAUCUCUUUUGUAUCUCUCUCUCCGCGGGGAGGUGCCCCCGUCCCUCCCAGAGCUGGGGGGCUCCCUACAGCCCCCCCAGCAGGAUCCACGCGGGGCCAGGGAGCCCUCCAGCCACACAAGCCAUGUCCACUUGCACUGAGAGGUGCGAAGCUGGGAGCCCAGGGAUGCCCAUCCCCCCUGGGCUCACGGCCCGCCCGGCCCGCCAGGAGAACGGACACCAUUGCAAUAACGUUGGGGCCUGGGCCGCCCCGUGUACAUAGCACCCCCCACCCUCCCCCGUGCUUCCUCCAGCUGCCACCACGGCCCCUGGCCAGCAGCCUGUGGCUCACACUGUGCCCCCCGCGCCCGCCCCUCUACCCUUCGGGGCAGGAGCUUUGUAUCUAGAGGUAGCGCCCUUCCCCCCCCUCCCCCCGUCCCUCGGGAGCCACUGGCUGGGCCUGGCCUGAGCCCCCUGCCGUGCGGCCAGGAGGUUGAGGGGAAGCCCCAAGCUUGGGUGAUUUUAUCAGCUGUGCUGAGAAUGAGGGGGAUGUCCCAGCUGGCGGGAGGGAGGCUGGGGAUGGCCGCCCCGUGGGGCAAGGCUGGAUGGGGGCCCCCCCAAGCAACACCCUGUGGGGCACCUGCUCGGAUGCUGCAGGGGCGGAGCCCUGGCAGGACCCUGGGGGUCUGAUCCAAGUGAGGCAGGGGAACCCAUCCUGGGCCGCGUGGGUGCCCAGCUGUCACCCUUCUGGGGCUGCAGCCCACACUAGGCCCUGCCCCCCUCUCCCCUCACAGCCUGAGGGGUUCAGCCCAGGCAUUGGGCACAAGCUGAAUCACCCUUUGCCCUGCCAUGGGGCCCCUGCUACCCCAACAGGGAGUAGAGGUGGGGGUCCCUGUGCCAGGGAGCAGGUGGUGCCCCAAGUUCCAGCCAGGAACCCCCCCCCCAUGUGUAGGGGGUCAGCUGGCCAGCCCCUAGCUCAAAUACAUGGGUUGGAGGGGCGGGGCUUAGGGUUUGCAGGAAAUAGGGGGUGCUCCUUGGGGGCCAGGGGAAGGGAUGGGGU
Messenger RNA from Chrysemys picta bellii (western painted turtle), 3169 nucleotides. The record is from RefSeq and is a predicted model, not a curated record. Lineage: Eukaryota; Metazoa; Chordata; Testudines; Emydidae.